GUUACAUCCAUUUUUGUUAACAUCAAAACAUCAAAACAAACUACACCCCAAAAACAUCUUGAGAAAAAUCCGUAAAUGGGGGUCAGAAUCUCCUCAAAUGAGUUUCAACCAAGAAUUAAGGAAAAAACCCCAACUUGAAGCAUGUCUUCAUGUUCCUUGCCUCUUCAUGUUGCAUCCUUUUUUUUUUUUGGUUUUCAUCUCGUUCUUGGGUUGUGCUCAUGGUCCCCCUGAGAAACCAGUCAUAGACUCUCCUUUAUUGACAGAGAAAAUUGCCUCCAACAGAACUAUUGUGGUUGAUAUCAAUGGCAAGGGAGAUUUUACGUCUGUCCAAGAGGCCAUUAAUUCUGUUCCAAGGAUAGAUGGAUUGUUAUCCAUGUUAGAAAAGGGGUUUAUAGGUAAAAAUUCAAUCUUCCUAUUGGAUUUCUCUAAGGUGUUUUUGUUGAAUGUUUCCAAUGAUUUAUUUCCAUGGUUUAACGGUAGAGAAAAGGUGCAUGGGCCAAAGAACAGACCAUGUAUCUUCAUGAGGGGUUAUGGAAGAGGAAGGACAGCCAUUGUCUGGUCGCAAAGUUCUUCUGAUAAUAAGGCCUCUGCAACACCGCGCCAUAGAAGGCCCCGAUUUUAUUGCCUUUGGCAUUAGCUUUUUCAAUGAGGCUCCCACUGGAGUUGCUUAUACCUCAUCACAGAAUCAAUCAGUGGCAGCGUUUGUGGGUGCAGAUAUGGCUGCAUUUUACCAUUGUGCAUUCUUCAGUAUCCACAACACUUUCUUUGAUUACAAAGACAGACAUUACUAUGAUAACUGCUACAUCCAAGGUUCCAUUGAUUCCUUUUUUGGCCGUGGAAGGUCCAUGUUUCAUGAUUGUGAGAUCUUUGUGAUUGAUGACAAGAGAGUAACAAUUCAUGGGUCCAUAACAGCUCAGACAAGAAAGAACAGACUUGAUAAGAGUGGGUUAAUUUGUGUUUGUUAAAGGAAAGGUUUAUGCCAUUGGUGAUGUCUACUUAGGAAGAGCCAAAGGUGCAUGUUCCACUGUGGUUUUUGCAAAGAAGUAAUUGUCCAAGACCAUUGUGCCUCAAGGUUGGACCAACUGGAGCUACGAUGGUCACACUGAGUAAGAAAACUCUCACUUCCCCGUCAAUUAUACUACACUAACUCUUCAUUAAUACUAUAUUCUAACAAAUUUAUUUGAAUGGAAACAGAAAUCUAUUUCAUAGGGAAUACCAGUGUCAUGGACCGGAACUGAAACAAAAGAUCGCGCCCCAUGGUGGAAAGCACUUACAGAUGAGGAAGCUGCACACUUCACAACCAUUAACUUCAUAAAUGGAAAGGACUGGCUGCCUGUAUGGCUAUAAAGUUCAUCCUGGUCAUCUGGAAGUGGGAUGGUUCUGUAUCAUAAAUCUCACAAGAACAGUAGACGUCACGAAAAUGAGGCCUAUGCUUGAAUGAAUUCAGAAGAAAAAUCAUCAUCUAUGGGUAAAGAAACUUUGCAAUACAUUUGCAGUGAGUUGAAAGUGUCAUAAUCUCAAAAUUUGUAUUUUCCCAAUUCAUUUAUAUGUUAAAUAAGUUAGUUACUUCUGU
This is a messenger RNA of Rubroshorea leprosula, 1573 nucleotides long. The record is from the annotation of a GenBank genome assembly. NCBI's taxonomy places the organism in Eukaryota, Viridiplantae, Streptophyta, Magnoliopsida, Malvales, Dipterocarpaceae.